AUGGCGGUAAAAAAUCAUGGUCGGUUUUUUGGUUUUUUGGUCGGUUAUGUAACCGAUCGACUGUUUGCUCACCCCUACCUGCACACAUUUCUACUAUCGGUUGGGUUUAAGGCAUCAAAGAUAGAUGUCUCUCUAUUUCAUUACUCGCAGGACUCUGCAUCUUUGUAUUUAUUGGUUUAUGUUGAUGAUAUACUUGUGAUGGGAAGUGAUAUAAGUUUGGUGAAUAAUUUGCUGUCUAAACUAUCUAUUGCAUUUAAGAUUAGGGAUCUGUGUGAACCUGGUUUCUUUCUUGGGAUUGGAAUGAUUAAAUGUGAUGAUGGAAUUAUGCUUUCUCAUAAAAGGUACAUGACAGAUAUUUUGAAACGAGCAGGUAUGGCAGAAUGCAAACCUCUAGCUACUCCCAUUCCUGUCUCGAAAUAUGUCCUUUUCAAUGCAGAUUUGUAUGAUGAUCCUAUGCAAUAUAGGAGUCUGGCUGGGGUGCUGCAUAAAUCAGCUUUGUCAACACAUAGAUGCUCCUACAACAUCACAUUGGGAUCAACUAAAACGUGCAUUGAGGGUGGUUAUCCUGAAGAUGAAUAUAAAGCUCUAGCAGAUGUUUGUGUUGAAGUAAUAUGGAUUCUUUCAUUGUUACGUGAGAUCAAUGUGCCAGGUAUUCCUGUUCCUAAGUUAUGGUGUGAUAAUCUUGGUGCUACAUAUAUGUGUGCAAGUCCUAUCUUUCAUGCUCGCAACAAACACGUAGAAAUUGAUUAUCACUUUGUUAGAGAUAGAGUUGCUUCUGGAGAUAUUCAAGUCAACUUUAAUUCAACCAAAGACCAACUUGCUAAUAUCUUUACUAGCUUUAUCUGA
Messenger RNA from Ipomoea nil (Japanese morning glory), 846 nucleotides. RefSeq lists its product as uncharacterized. The coding region runs from base 1 to 846 and encodes 281 amino acids. NCBI's taxonomy places the organism in Eukaryota, Viridiplantae, Streptophyta, Magnoliopsida, Solanales, Convolvulaceae. The record is from RefSeq and is a predicted model, not a curated record. The transcript has 4 exons.